Prinia subflava (tawny-flanked prinia) is the source of this 2283-nucleotide messenger RNA. RefSeq lists its product as uncharacterized. The transcript has 2 exons. Lineage: Eukaryota; Metazoa; Chordata; Aves; Passeriformes; Cisticolidae. Bases 189 to 710 code for a protein of 173 amino acids. The record is from RefSeq and is a predicted model, not a curated record.
UACGUGGCUUGAAAAUCCCCAUUGUUGCUCUAUCCCAGAAAAUGAUUCAUCCUCCCCACGGGGCUUUGCCUUGCCUCCGCACAUUUCGCAAGGCUCCUGGCUUUAUAACAGCGUGGCGCACGUGGUGACUCCUGGCAGAUUCCUGGGCUCGCUUGAGAGUGAGGAGGCAGCAGCUAAUCCUCCUAACGAUGAUUUUCCUCUUGCAGCAUUUCUUCCUGCUGGCCAUAGACUUAGUGCUCGCCGCGACCCUUUCCUGCCUCUUUUAUAUCUUUGUGUGUGUUUCCAUCGCGUGUCUGACCUGCUGCGUUAUCAUCUUCUCCUUUGGCACCGUGCAGAGGAAUGUUGGUGUGAAAGGGAGAGCAAUUGUAAUUCUUGUGUCCAACAGUUCCAUUGGGAGGAUGUUUGCAAGGAACCUGGAUAAAGCAGGUUUCGGGGUGUCUGCUGCACAGUGGUCUGCUCAAGAGGAAAGGACAGUGACAGAAGAGUGCUCACCGAACAAGGAGGUAGCCCAGCUCCACCUGACUGAAGAUGAGUAUGAGAAGACAGUGAAAACCUUCAUAGAAAACCACUUAUCCCUGAAAGGGGAAAGAGCCUGCUUUGGUGGCUGUGAAAGGCCCCAGCAGACCCCAGUCCCUGAAGGAAGGCAAGGUAGGCCAAGGAAGGAGGGGGAGAAGGUCCUAUCAAGGCACAGAGGGCUGGACUUGCUCUGAGAAGAAAACACAGAAAUGAACAAGGGGGAGAAAAGCCCAGACAAUGACCUGAGGUGAAGGAACGUGUCUGAUUUUUAACCUCCUCCGGAUUAAAAAGGAACCCACCUGAGUUCCCUCUUUACUCCUUGGCUGCUGUGGGAUUCAUUAGUCAGGUCAGAGCUUUGUGUGGCAGGUUGGGGCAGUGUCUCUGAACCAUGCUGCCAUUGUUUCUGUGGGAAUACAGGACCCUGCAGAGCUCAUCUGGGACAGCACAGGGCAAGUGUCCUACUGAGAGGAGGGCUGUGUGCACCGCCAGGGAAUCUCCCCGGUCCUUCCUAGGUGAAGGGUGCCAGUGGGAAGACUGGCUUAUCCCCUGCUGAGUAACCCCUGGGAUCCAGGAGUCUGUGUCCCACUUUACACCUCUUGGGACUGACGGAGAAUUCACCCCCAGUCACAGGGCUGUGCCCUCACUGCCCUCAGGGCUACGGGGCUACAAGGGAAGAGGCCAACCCAUCUCCUUCACUGUGAACCUCCCUAAGGGCCCUCUGAGCUGCAAAGCUCUCUCUGCUUCCCCCACACUGCCGUCUUUCUUCCCCAGCUUCCCCAUCCAUCUCCUCCUUGCUCUUCUCUCUGUGGUCCCUCCAAGGCUCCCUUUGGGGUCUCCCCAGGGCAGCCUCUCUGCUUGCUCAUACCAAGCCGAGAUCUCAGAGAGCACCCCUAUCUCCCCAGGAUAAGUACGCCCCUUGGUGCUGCUGCCCAGCACUGAAAGUUUCUCUGUGCUCCCAGGCCCUGCAGAGGAAGGACAUUUUGGAACACAGAGCACGCACCACAAAGCCUCCCGCACUGCAGACGCUCUUCGGAGGAGCGGUAGGGAACCCUAGGCAGCACCUGCUGCUGGCUGCAGCCACUCAGGACACAGCUCUCUCACACUGCUCCUCUCCUCAGAAGCACCCAGCAGACCAGCAGUGCCUGGGCAACUCUGCAUGGCCCAGGAUGCGUCCUCCAAUGCACUGCCUGCCUGCAGGCUCCAGAAAUGGCUCCCUGCGCACCAGCAGUGGGUUUCACACUGCGUGCUCAGCUGCCUGCAUGAGCAUUUAGGCUCAUUUACCCUAGGAAAAUCACUCUGGUAAAACUUUCUUGUGUGGACAAGGCCUAAAAGCUCCCAAGCUGAGUAUCAGCAUAACCCUACUCUGGAAAUGAACAACAGAGGCUUUCUUAACCAGUAAGGAUCUGCGGGAGCUGGUGAUUUCCGUGGGCCUGUGCUGUUCUAAUUAAAUAAGAGUCUGGCACAGUGAUACCUGUCUUUUUAUGUUCUUGACUAGUUUGGUCCCCAUGCUAGUUAAAGGCUUUUGCAGGUGUCAUGUUGUUUUGAUAGGGUGAUCUGUUGUAGGAUCUGUGAGGUUUUACAUUUAGAAACCCCUGCAUAAUAUUCACAUUGCGGAUGUGGAUGUUGAAAUGUAUUUCCCAAGUGCUGACCCAAUUGCAUGGCAGAUCAAAGCAGUAUGUUGGGAGGGGAAAAAAAAAUAAAAGAAAAAUAAAAGAAAAAAUAAAAGAAAAAGAAAAGAAAAAAUAAAAGAAAAAUAAAAGAAAACAU